Molecule: messenger RNA, 1521 nt
Organism: Sporisorium graminicola
Lineage: Eukaryota; Fungi; Basidiomycota; Ustilaginomycetes; Ustilaginales; Ustilaginaceae
Exons: 1
Coding region: 1-1521 (506 amino acids)
Biological process (GO): GABA catabolic process
Cellular component (GO): mitochondrion
Molecular function (GO): pyridoxal phosphate binding
Source: RefSeq, a predicted model, not a curated record
AUGAUCUCCUCCAGGGCUUCCGUCGCCGCACGGGCAUGUGCUCGCACCUCGGGUGUGCUGCGACAGCAAACACGAUCGCUCGCUACCGUUUCCUCUUCGCUCUUCCCCGGCGAACCAUCGUCGCCGCACCUCGUCACACCAUCGAUCCCGGGACCCAAGUCCAAGGAGCUUAGCGACCGCAUCGGAACCUUCCAAGAGAACCGCGCCCAUGGCUUCGUUGUGGACUAUGCCAAGUCGCAGGGCAACUGGAUCGCCGACGCCGACGGCAAUGUCCUGCUCGACAUGUUUGCCCAGAUCGCUUCGAUCGCCAUCGGCUACAAUAACCCGGACCUCAUCGCACUUGCCAAGACCGACGAGUUCAUCACCGCCACCAUGAACCGCGCUGCGCUCGGGUCGUUCCCUCCCACAAACUGGCAGGAGCUCGUCGAGACCGGUCUGGGUACGGUCAAGCCCAAGGGACUGGACAACAUCUUCACCGCCAUGUGCGGAAGCUGCGCCAACGAGAAUGCGUUCAAGGCUUCCUUCAUGGCAUACCGAGCUCGUGAGAGGGGAGAGCAAGCUCAGUUCACACCGGAGGAGAUGCAGAGCUGCAUGCAGAACCAAUCGCCUGGCUCGCCCGACCUUUCAAUCCUCAGCUUCACCAGCGCUUUCCACGGCCGACUAUUCGGUUCGCUGUCGGCUACUCGAUCCAAGGCCAUUCACAAGCUCGACAUUCCUUCGUUCAACUGGCCCGUCGUAGCAUGGCCGGAUGUCAAGUACCCUUUGUCCCAGAACGCUCGCGAAAACGCCGAGGCGGAAAAGGUCUCUCUGGCCGCCGUUGAGGAGGCGAUUGUCAACUCGAAGAAGGCCGGCUCGCCCAACGGUCCAGUCGCCGCACUCAUUGUGGAGCCGAUCCAGUCGGAAGGAGGUGACAACCACGCCUCGCCCGCCUUCUUCCAGGGCCUGCGCGACGUGACCAAGAAGCACGGCGUGUUCAUGAUCGUCGACGAGGUUCAGACCGGUGUCGGAGCUACUGGUGCCUUCUGGGCGCACGACAAGUGGAACUUGACCAGCCCGCCCGACUUUGUCACUUUUUCGAAGAAGAUGCAGGCGGCAGGCUUCUACCACGACAUCGACACUCGACCCUCGAUGCCGUACCGCAACUACAACACCUGGAUGGGUGACCCGACGCGCACGCUACAGGCUCGUCAGAUCAUCCGCAGCAUCCAGGACCACGGUCUGGUCGAGAAGACCGAUCAAGUGGGCAACUACAUCUACGAAAAGCUGACCGACGUGAUCGAAAACGGGGCUGGUCGCGGCAAGGUCGAGAAGCUCAGGGGCGAGAAUGCCGGCACGUUCCUGGCGUUUGACGGCAAGACGCCCGAGAUUAGGGACAAGCUGAUCAUGGAGAUGAGGAAGCUGGGUGUACACAUGGGUGGAUGUGGUGACAAGGCGGUCAGGUUGAGACCGAUGCUUGUGUUUGAGCAGAAGCAUGCCGAUCUGUUCCUCGAAAAGCUCGACAAGGCGUUGGCACAGCUUUGA